Callorhinus ursinus (northern fur seal) is the source of this 4552-nucleotide messenger RNA. The record is from RefSeq and is a predicted model, not a curated record. NCBI's taxonomy places the organism in Eukaryota, Metazoa, Chordata, Mammalia, Carnivora, Otariidae.
UCGCGGGAGCAUGGGGAAGGUGAGGGGGCUGCGGGCCCGCGUGCACCAGGCGGCGGUGAGGCCCGCGGGGCCGGCCGCGUCCGGCCCCGCGCCCCCGACCCGGGAGGCGGCCCCUGCGCAUGCCGCGGCCCGCGGGGUCGGCGCGAAGGAAUGGGCUUUCACGAACACUGAUGUUUUUGCUGGGACUAAGAUAGACCCCAGCGCUUUGGUGCAGAAGCUGGACCCGGACACAAGGAGCGUGGCUUCCGUCAGGAGAGGUGUGGAGGCCGGGGCUGUUUUGCCCAAGAAGGAGAAAAUGAAGCUGCGGCGUGAGAAGUGGCUGCAGAAAAUCGAAGCCCUAAAGCUGGCCGAGCAGAAGCGCAAGGCAGAGCGGAGACGGAGGGCCACGGUGGUGGUGGGGGACCUGCAGCCCCUGAGAGAUGCCCUCCCUGAGCUGCUGGAGCUGGAGGCUGGCAGUCGGCAGCCACGUGCCAGAGGGGUGAGCAGCAGGCCCCGCCCCGCCGAGUUGAGCCGCAUGAGCGCCGCGCAGAGGCUCCAGCUCCUGGAGGAAGAAAGGGCUCGGUUUCGGGAGCUGCUGGCUAGUCCAGCCUACAGGGCCAGCCCCUUGCUGGCCAUCGGGCAGCAGCUGGCCCAGCAAAUGCAGCUGGACGGCGGCAGCCGGCUCUGAUCUCUGAUGCAGCCUGGAGACGUGCUGUGAGCUCCAGGGAUCCACCCCUUGCUGUCCUUGCCGUGAGCCUGGCAGGAGAGCCCACCAUGAGAAUGAAUGAAGGCACGAUCUCGGGCGUUGGGAUGGGGGCAGUUCCUCUGGGCCCCCCCACGGCUCCCUGGGCUUCCUUCCAGACUGCUCUUGGGUUUCUCUGGGCGGGCCACCCAGGAGGCUGCCCACGCUCCCUCGGCACGACCCACCACCCAGCAGGCUCUGGGGGUCCCCAGCUCCCCUGCAGCCCCAAGAUGCAGUCGUGGUGGGUUCUGUGGGCGCUUGCUGCCCUCCCGGUUCCCAGGGGCUCCUGUCUGCCCUUCUUGGGCCGUGGUCCCUGAGCUCCUCCCUGGCCUGCUCCCCACGGUGUCUCCCUUUGGCUCCGAGCCCAGGUUGCUCCCCACCUGCCCUUGUGAUUGAGGUGAGCUGGGCUUGCCGGAGUCCAGCAGUCUGGACACUGGGAGCAGGCCUGGUCCCGCCCUAGAGCGACACAGCCGACCCGGGAGCAAGGUGGCUGUUGACUGUUAGAAGCCUGGGGUCUGGGGGCCAGACUGCGGGAAUAGACUUCACACCUAAGGGCCUGGGCUUGCCUGGGGAGUGGGAGUUGGGAGUGUGUGCUGUGUGGGGACUCACUGCCCAUGUCCUGCGGGGUCAGUGGUGGUGGAUGUGUGGCCCGGAGGCCUGGGCACCCACGGCAGCAGCUCUGGACCCAGUGAGCGCCCUGUCACUCUUGGGGCCGGGGCCAGGAUACCCAGCACCCCUUCACAGGCUGUGGUGUGGGGGUGGGCACCAGCGCAUCCAGGCGCCAGGCACUCUAGGCUUUGUGGCUGAACCAGCGUGAGCUCCAGUUAUGUCCCUGACCUCUGGUGCCCUGGUCGGCAUGCUCGCGACUCACGGACACCCAAGCAGCGUCUACCAAGGCUAUCCGGCCAUGGGUGGCUGAAGGGAUCUGAGCCCAUGCCCCGCCCCCAUUGGGCUUCCUGGGCCUCUUCUGUGCACAAGAGCACACAGUGUGGGCGCCUCCCAGGAAUGGGACAUGGAAAGGGACAGAUGUGACCACUGAGGCUGUAGGUGGGAGCCUGAGUCCCCUGGGCCGGAGGUAAGCACGGCCGUCUCGCCAGGACUGCCACCCCUUAAGUGACGGUGCACUGUUGUCCUCAGUACAGAAACCAGUUCUUGGUAAGGGAGAUGAGUUGUUUAUAAAGUGGUAUUUGUGACAAACUCAUUUGUGCAAUAAAUAAGUGCUGGGAGAAACAGAGUGGGGUACAGGUUGCCCGGAAGGUGAUGCAGGCACCUUGAUGUUUCUCCGUCAUGUUUUUCCGAAUGUCUGAGUUUGGUGACACUGACUGCAAGGCUGGUACGUGUCGUCUGAAGGGAAAAUGUACUUCUUGGCCUCCAGCAACUCCAGUGUGGCCCCGGCCGGGCCACCUCGGCUCCCCUUGUGCCCUGGCUGCCCGGGAGCGUGUGUGCCAUGGGAAAGGGAGGGGCCGCACGGACAGGGGGCGGGCUGCUCUUGAGGGGGUGAGGCACGUGGGCUGUGCCGACCCCUGGCCUCAGAACUCACCCCAGGAAGAUCACCAGAGAAGCCUCGAACGUGUGGGGACCUCAGCCCCAGAGCAGAGUGCCGGGUCCCAGUGACAGGUUACAGGAGAGUCCCCCUGGGUGUCCCCUGGCUGUGGCCAGAUGCCUACCGCCGAGCAGGCAUGUGUGUGGUUUCUGAUGUGUGUGCCGUGGGCACGACUGCCGUGGUGGCAGGUGUAAGUGGUGAAGUGGAACAGCUCAUGGUGUUUGUGCCUCUUAAACCCUGUGCGCUCCUGCUGUGCAGGGGUGCGUGGGUCUGUGUCUCUGGCACCUGCCCGUAGGGUCCUGCCUGCCCUGCCCGCAGGCUCACCUCUGAAGGUCCCCUGGCUCCCGGCCAGAAAUCUUCAAGACCCCUUUUUAAAAGUACUCCAGCAACCCACCUGGAUCCUCCUUCCCCAUGAAACACCCCUCUCCUCUGCCCUUCUAGAGCCCCUGGUUGGUAGGUAUGCUGUCCCCUUCUUUCGGUGGACGUGUGCAUCGGUUGUCAGCUGCUGUGGUACCUGUGUAACCGACGUCCCCCAGACGUGCAGCCAUGUGUUCUUCCCACGAGCCUGGGCCAGGCUGGACUCCUGCCUGAGGCACCCACUGAAUUUGUUUCUUGGGGAACAGACUAGCAGAUGGGGUGACUUCAGCCCCUGGGAAUGCACUCUCCCGUGGAGCCUGGUCAUGCCGGCAGGCCCACGCCGUCUCCGGAGGCCUCCAGACGGGGGCAGAGACGGGCAGUCCUGUUUGUCAGCUCCUCUCGUGCCCCCGGCUGGUGGCUGCAUCACUCCUGUCCGUCGCUCUGCCUCCUGUGAGUCCCUGGGUCAGGGCCCGCCCUCCUGCAGGAUGACCUCCCCUGAACUAAUUCCUUUGCAAAGAUCCUAUUUCCAGAAUGGUUGCAUUCUGAGGUUCCACGUAGAUGUGAAUCUUGGGCGAUGCCCUGGGUCUGGGGGGAGGUCGGGGCAGCAGGAUUCUCGGAAGCUCCCAGGUGAACCGAAGAUGCACAUCCAGAGUUGGCUACCGCUCGCCAAGUGGGGCGGGGAGGAGGUGAACUUGCCUACAGGGCAAAGCGCUGGGUGUUGGGAGGCUUCAUGGGGUGCGACGUUGACACGGGCCAAGGACUGGAAGGCGUGGGGCAGUCGUGGACGGCAGAGCACUGCCCUGGGGCUUUGGGUGGGGGGCUGGGGUCCCCUCGUGACAAGGGCCCCCUGCUGCCCCACCCCUUCCUGUGCUCCCCCAGACGGCACCCCAGCCAUUCUCUCUGGCAUGUCUGCCCUUGUCCUGCCCGGUGUUAAUAUGUUCUCCGAGCUGGCUUGCUUCCCCCAGGACGGAAACGAUGGAGGGCAGGGUGUGCUUUGCGCUGCUGGGGGGUCAGCAGCCCCACGUGGCAGUAAAUGAAUGAACCAGAGGCAGGAAGCAGUGGCCUGCGUGGGCCCAGGUGACCAAGCUCAGGGCCCUGCUGGGGUGGCCUUGUGUCUGCACGCGGUGUCCAGUGGGGAGAGGGUUCCUGGGGGCGCGGACUCAGGCGCCUGGAGGGGAGGAAGGAGUCGGUAUGAAUGCACGGCCCUCCGGAUCCGUUCUGGUUCUGGGUGUGUCUGCAAGCCGCAGGCCUCUGAGGCAGGCCAGCAGGGCUGGGCUGAUGAUGGCUCACCCCGUCUGUAUGGAGCUUUGUCAAGAGGGGCCUGGGUCUGGUGCCGGGCGGAUGGUGACGCGUGAGCCUGAUGCAGCCCCACAGCCUCAGCGUGCCGGCCUUCACGUGGACUCGGGCUCCCUUGCUGCUUCAGAGACUGUCCUGGACAAAGACGGGCGUCAGUGCCGGGCAGCCGCAGCUGGGUGGUGAGUCAGGCACAGGCAGCCGUGCCUCUCAGGGUUCCGUGUUGCUUGGAAGUCAGGUGUUGUGCGAACUGCUCUUGGAAUGCUCUUCAUGCAGCGAUCACACGGGUCCGUGACCGCUGCUUGGGCUGAGAUGUUGGAGCCCAGCCCCUGCCUGGCCCCAGUGGGUUCUGGGCCACCACCCCGUGACCUGGGUUCCAGGGUGCUGCUAUCAGUGCAUGUCUCCAGGAUAUCGGGAGAGCCAGCCGGCUCCUGGAGAUAGCAAGACGCCAGCCUUCCGGGCCUUUCUCUGAUGUCCCGUUCCUGGGCCAGCUAGUCCCCUGCUUCUGGACCUGAGACCCUCGGCCUGCGCGGACAACCUCCUUAUUUUGGAAGUCAAACAGACUCAAUAAACUGCAUUUUCUUCUAAAGGUGUUAAAAUAACAUGGGUUACAGUGAUAAUUACAGACGUGUUCUGGA